This is a messenger RNA of Exophiala viscosa, 1095 nucleotides long. RefSeq names its product CRAL-TRIO domain-containing protein. The record is from RefSeq and is a predicted model, not a curated record. The coding region runs from base 1 to 1095 and encodes 364 amino acids. The transcript is spliced from 3 exons. NCBI's taxonomy places the organism in Eukaryota, Fungi, Ascomycota, Eurotiomycetes, Chaetothyriales, Herpotrichiellaceae.
AUGUCGAGAGCAUCUAAGGAAGCUGCAAAUGCAAACCCGCAUAUGGAUCUCGACCCCAAAUACGACGACUACGAUUUUCCCACCACUGCCCCCGAGGCUCGACCUGGUCACCCCGGCCACACGACCAAAGAACAGGAUGCUCAAGUACACCAGCUCAGGGCAAUGCUGGAACAAGAUGGCUACAAGGAGAGAUUGGAUACCUUGACAAUGCUGCGCUUUUUGAGAGCUCGCAAGUUCAAUGUCCAGCUUGCCAAAGAAAUGUUCGUCAAGAACGAGCAGUGGCGGAAAGAAUUCGGUGUCGAUGAACUGGUUCGAAACUUCGACUACAAAGAAAGAAAGCAAGUGUUCCAAUAUUACCCACAAUACUAUCAUAAGACGGACAAGGACGGACGCCCUGUAUACAUCGAACAAUACGGAAAGAUCGAUCUCACCGCCAUGUACAAAAUUACCACCGCCGACCGCAUGGUUCAGAACCUAGUCGUCGAAUACGAAAAGGUCGCCGAUCCACGACUUCCAGCUUGCUCGCGCAAGGCCGGCAAAUUGCUUGAGACUUGCUGUACUAUCAUGGACAUGAAAGGAGUGGGCGUGACCAAGAUUCCUUCGGUCUACGGCUACCUGAAAUCCGUCAGUGCCAUCUCUCAAGACUACUAUCCUGAGCGACUUGGUCGCCUAUACAUCAUCAACGCACCCUGGGGUUUCAGCAGCGUCUUCAGUGUUGUCAAAUCCUUCCUCGAUCCCAUCACUGUCGCGAAAAUCCACGUUCUCGGCUCUGGCUAUCAAAGCGAGCUUUUGAGCCAGGUUCCUGCCGAGAACCUUCCGAAACAAUUCGGCGGGAAAUGCGAUUGCACUGGAGGAUGUGAAUAUAGCGACGAGGGCCCAUGGCGGGACCCUAAAUAUGCUAAGCCUCCAAAAUGGGCCAAGGAGGAUCCUAUCACUGGCAAGACAUCUGGUGAUAUCGUUCAGCCUGCGCCCACUGACAAUGCUCAGGAUCCAAUAACGCAAGGUAACACACCAGCUCUGGCUACAGCACCAGCACAUGCAGAGAAUCUCCCUUCUGAAGGACCCAAAAUGCCUCUAGAACCCUCCGAGGGCUGA